UAAAAUUUGUAAUAGCGUUUCGCAGUCGCCUCGUUGCGUGGUCGCAGUCUUUCGGUGUAGCAGAUUAUAUCAACACCUUCGUCAGGCGCUUUUCAUUAUUUCUGUGUUAAAAAUACAAGAAAAAUGUCAGAAGAGUACAGAAAUAACCCGUCGAUUGCCAACUUCGUCGAAUAUUUGCGCAUACCAAGCGUGCAACCAAAUGUUAAUUAUGAGGAAUGCCUCAAUUUCCUCAAAAGGCAGAGCGAUGAACUGGGACUCCUGUUCAAGGUGUACGAGUUGGUACCACAGAAGCCAAUCGCCGUGUUGACGUGGCUGGGGCAGGAACCCUCGCUUCCGGCAAUCUUGCUCAAUUCACAUAUGGAUGUCGUACCUGUAUUCGAGAAUAGUUGGACAUACCCACCAUUUAGUGGGCAUAUAGACGAGGAUGGUAAAAUCUUCGCUCGCGGCUCACAAGACAUGAAGUGUGUUGGCAUCCAGUAUCUUGAGGCAGUUCGGAAAUUAAAGAGCUCCGGGAUUAAGUUAAAGAGAACCAUGCACCUUAGCUUCGUACCUGAUGAAGAAAUCGGCGGCCAUGAUGGUAUGAAGAAAUUCGUUCUCACCGACAGUUUUAGGGCGCUGAACAUUGGGUUCGCUUUGGACGAGGGUAUGGCCAAUCCCGGGGAAGAGUUUGUCGUAUUUAAUGGAGAAAGGAGCAUUUGGCAAAUCCAUGUUAUCUGCACUGGUCAACCUGGUCACGGAUCUCUCCUUUUACCAAAUACAGCCGGGGAAAAGCUCCGAUACAUCAUCAAUAAGUUCAUGGACCUGAGGGAGGAACAAAAGAAAAUUCUCGAAAGCAGUCCUAAGUUCACGAUCGGAGAUGUAACCACGAUCAAUCUAACUCAAGUGUUUGGUGGUAUUCAGUCAAAUGUUGUUCCGGAAAAAUUAACAGCUGUAUUCGAUUGCCGCCUAGCUGUUACGGUAAAUCAUGAAGAAUUUGAAAACAUGGUCAAGCAGUGGUGCAAGGAAGCUGGUGAAGGAGUAACUUAUGACUUUGAACAGAAAAAUCCGUGCGUUGAGGUCACGAAAACCGAUGAGUCUAACCCAUACUGGAUGGCUUUCAAAUCUCUAGCUGACGAAUUGAAGUUAAAGUUGGACAUCAGAAUAUUCCCUGGCGGUACUGACAGCAGAUAUGUCCGUCGAGUGGGCAUACCGGCCAUCGGCUUCUCUCCUAUGAACCAUACACCUGUCCUCCUUCACGAUCACAACGAAUUCCUUCGUGCCGAUAUUUUCUUAAGAGGCAUCGAUAUUUACGUCAAACUUAUUCCAGCAGUGGCCAACGUCUAACUUUUUCUCUUUUGUGUCGUAUUUUAUUUUUAUAUCGUAAUGGCUUAAUAGUAGUUAAUAGAACUAAUGCAUAAUACGGUUUAUUAAAACAAGAGAGUGAGUUUAAAAACCAAGCCGAAGGUAAGGAUAAUAGUAUCCUGUAUCACAUGUUAUACGUGUAGUUUAUCUGAAAAUCCAAUCUUCAUAGGUAACAGAGUCCAAAAAAAAUUUACGUGUUUAAAGUGAUCGUAAUUGUAUUGUUUAAGAGUUGGCUGAGCCACAUUUUAAGUAACGUACAUAUUUUUUAGAAAGCUUACACAUUCAAGUUCCAUCCUUGUUUGAUAAUAAUUGAUACCUACUAAAAUAAAACUUGGUCGCGACAUUUGGUCUUCUCUUGGUCGCGCAGAAGUGACCACGAUUACGACCAUAUUCGGUGACAAAUGGAACAAAUUUUAAAAGCUACUGCCCGAUUGGCGGGUUAAUUUUUUUUAAUUAAACGGCCCGGGCCCCUUAUAGCAGUCUAGACACUUACAAAAAAAAAAUUCACUACAUAUUUUUUUCGUACCUACGCUAAAAUGUCACUGUUUGAAUUCUUAUUCAAGAUUCAGAUAAUAAUAAUAUUAUGAUCGUAAAUACCUAGCUGGUAAAGCAUUUAUUUUUGUCUGAUAAUUACGAUUUUAUUAUACCUACCAGCUAUUGUUAUUAAUAAAUUAAGUAAGCUGUAGUUAUUAUUCUUUCAUCAUUAGGUAUAAUAAUGAGAUGUUUAUUAAAACAACAUACUUAUAAUGAUCCCAGCAGCCCAGCUCAUACGUAAGCUAUAGGUAUGUACCUUAGAGCUACUGGUACGAAUACUACAUAAAUAUAGGUACCUAGUUAAGUAGUUACAUACUUAACAUACGUACAUAUGUUUUUGUAAUUUUAAUUAAAUAAGGAAAUAAUAAAAAUUAUUAAAUAAUAAGUAGGUAUAUCAAAGAUAUUAUCAUUUACCAUUUACUACUUGCUGUAAUUUACGUGCAUGUUCUGAAUAAAAAUAACUACCUACAGUUCAA
Molecule: messenger RNA, 2351 nt
Organism: Maniola jurtina (meadow brown)
Lineage: Eukaryota; Metazoa; Arthropoda; Insecta; Lepidoptera; Nymphalidae
Product: aminoacylase-1-like
Exons: 9
Coding region: 124-1323 (399 amino acids)
Biological process (GO): amino acid metabolic process
Cellular component (GO): cytoplasm
Molecular function (GO): aminoacylase activity
Source: RefSeq, a predicted model, not a curated record